AUGAAUAAUAUGGACUCAACUUUUAUUAUAAUUGGAGGUGGAAUUGCCGGGGUAUCAUGUGCUGAAGGCUUGGCUUUUUUAGCUCCAGAAGAAAAGGUAGUGUUAAUCACUGCUAGUUCACUUAUUAAAGCUGUAACUAAUAUUGUGCCGAUUAGUCAAAACUUGACACAAUUUGACGUUGAAGAACGUAAUAUAGUAACUUUAACUGAAAUGCACCCGUCUGUCUCUGUUGUACAUGAUUUGGUUGUAAGAGUGGAUAAUGAAAAUAAAUUGGUCGAAACCAAAUCAGGACAAGUAAUACGAUACAAAAAAUUAUGCUUGUGUACCGGAGCAAGUCCCAAACUUAUAACUGAAAAUAGUCCUCAUGUAAUUGGCAUAAGGGACACAGAGUCUGUGGAAAAGUUUUCCUCAAGAAUUAAAAAUGCCAAAAGAAUUGUAGUCGUCGGUAAUGGUGGAAUAGCCACUGAAAUAGUUCACGAAAUACGAGGAGUUGAAAUUAUUUGGGUAAUAAAAGAUAAACAUAUUUCUGCUACCUUUGUAGACCCUGGCGCAGCUGAAUUCUUCCAAAACAAGUUAAUUCAGAGAAAUGAUAAGUCCGAAUGUGAUAGAGUUGUGAAGCGAAUGAAAUAUACUGUUUCAGAAGGUCAAGUAACUAAAGGAGGCGCUGCUUUAGGCCCUGACUGGCAUAGUAGUUGUAACGUCAAAGGAACUUCUGUAGCUUCAAGCAAAGUACAAGUUGAAUAUGAAUGCGAAAUUAUUGGAGUAUCAAGCGAACAACAAGAUAAUGAAGAAUGGCCAAUUUAUGCAGAACUUACCAAUGGUAAAAUUAUAGGUUGCGAUUUCAUUGUAUCUGCAACAGGCGUUGUUCCAAAUUCUACCCUUAACGGGUUAGAAGAACUAAAUAAAGGGGGAGAUGGUGGUAUUUUAGUGGAUUCGAAGCUACAGACUUCUGAAAAAGAUUUAUUUGCUGCUGGAGAUGUUUGUACUGUAAACUGGAAUCUAGCAGAACAUUGGUUUCAAAUGAGACUCUGGACUCAAGCUUUGCAAAUGGGUCGUUAUGCCGCUAAAUCUAUGGCCUGUGAUUUAAGGGGUGAAGAUUUUUUCCAAGACUUUUGUUUUGAACUUUUCACGCAUGUGACAAAAUUUUUUGGGUUCAAAGUUGUGUUACUAGGGCUUUACAAUGGGCAAAAAUUGAAUGGCAGUUACGAAAUAUUAUUACGAAUGACAAAGAAUGUAGAGUACAUAAAGUUAAUAUUGAAAGACGGUAAAUUGAAGGGGGCUGUUCUCAUCGGAGAAACCGACUUGGAAGAAAUGUGCGAAAACUUGAUCUUGAACCAACUCGAUUUGACUAUUUAUGGAGAAGACUUAUUAAACCCUGAUAUAGACGUGGAAGAUUAUUUUGAUUAAGCUGAACAUUAAAUUGAGUGUGUGAAAUUUUUUUUGUGUGCACGAAGCAAAGAAACUUUGAAUAAUUGAAUGUAUUUUCCCUUUCUUCAAUUAAAC
Messenger RNA from Neodiprion fabricii, 1503 nucleotides. RefSeq names its product pyridine nucleotide-disulfide oxidoreductase domain-containing protein 1 (gene Pyroxd1). Bases 1 to 1407 code for a protein of 468 amino acids. The record is from RefSeq and is a predicted model, not a curated record. The transcript has a single exon. Gene Ontology annotation, molecular function: oxidoreductase activity; flavin adenine dinucleotide binding. NCBI's taxonomy places the organism in Eukaryota, Metazoa, Arthropoda, Insecta, Hymenoptera, Diprionidae.